Molecule: messenger RNA, 2560 nt
Organism: Malus domestica (apple)
Lineage: Eukaryota; Viridiplantae; Streptophyta; Magnoliopsida; Rosales; Rosaceae
Product: L-type lectin-domain containing receptor kinase S.6
Biological process (GO): defense response to oomycetes; protein phosphorylation; defense response to bacterium
Cellular component (GO): plasma membrane
Molecular function (GO): carbohydrate binding; protein kinase activity; ATP binding
Source: RefSeq, a predicted model, not a curated record
AGCAGGCCCAGUUCUUGUGCGACAUAGCAAACUCUUAACUUGGGACCUAAAAUUGGGUUUUCGUCGAUCAAUCAAAUGGAGCGAUUUUCCCUCUCAUAUCGCUCCGUCUCCCAGUCCCUCUCUCUCAUUCAUUCGACUGGUUGAAGCUUUCAAGUAUCAAGAUUGGCAGAAGCAUCCGCAGAAAUCCAGAGGGGAAGACAAUCCUGGUACUACUUUAUCACUGUUUCUCUGUAAUUUUCCCGAGAAAGUUUACGCCUUUCAUUUUCCCGAGAAAGUUUCUGCAUUUGGGUUUACAGCAAUGCAUUCAUCUCGUCCAUUUCUCUUCUGGGUCCUUUUCUUUUUCGUCUCCAACCUCAGUUUCCCUUCGCUUUCUGUCCCGUUCUUGCCUGCGACGAACAAUAACCUCACCCUCUUCGGCGACGCUUCCAUCACCAACAACGCGAUUAGUCUCACUCAAGAACUCACCACCUGCCCCUCCUCUUCCCCUUCUGCUUCUUCUGGGGUUGGAAGAGCAUUUUACGCCUACCCAAUUCGGUUUCUUGACUCGAAAACCAACGCCACUGCCUCUUUCUUGUGCCGAUUCUCUUUCUCAAUCACCCCAAGUUCCCCAUUGUGUUCUUCUGGAGAUGGCAUUGCGUUUGUGAUCAUCCCCGAUGUCGAUUCUCUGGGAUCAUCCAGAGGGGGGUAUAUGGGACUUCCGGAGCCAUCCUCAGUGUCGAAAGAAUCGUUCUUCGCUGUGGAAUUCGAUACUAGGUUUGAUCCUAUGGUUGGUGACAUCAAUGGGAACCACAUUGGUGUUGAUUUGAACACAGUUGUGUCUGUUGCCUGUGUUGAUGUUGUUUCAAGAGGGAUUGAUUUGACAAGUGGGAGGGAGAUUACUGCUUGGAUUGAGUACAGGGAUGCUGUCAAGAUGAUUCGGGUUUGGGUCGGAUACUCGUCAACUAGGCCUCCAACGCCUGUUCUUGUUGCUCAGAUUGACCUCUCCAACCAGUUCAAGGAGUUCAUGCAUGUCGGUUUCUCGGCCUCGAAUGGGCAGGGCUCUUCAGUUCACGUUGUUGACAGGUGGAGAUUCAAGACUUUCGGGUCUCUUCCACCUGGGAAUCCUACAGAUACCUUUGAAGAAGGGGACUGCUUCAUGUGCUCUUCACCAGAAGAUUCAAGUACCAAAAGCAGCCCGGAAAAUCGUUCCCAUGAAAGAAAAACAAAGAUUGUGGAGAUGGCUCUUGGGUUGGGAGGGUUAGCUGCAUUUGUUGUCUCCAUAAUCGCAUUUGUUUUUGUCAUUUGUUUUGUGUGUGUGAAGAAGAGAAUGGUCACUGCCAGAGGGAGCAGAGAGGGCAAAACUUGUAGAGUUGAGGCGAAUAAAGUUCCGACGAGUUUGUCUCUUGCAGAGAUAAGAUCGGCGACAAUGGGGUUUAACCGACACAGGGUUGUCGGGGAAGGGGCAUCAGCUAAGGUUUAUAAAGGGUCUCUGUCCUCUGGUGGAGAAGUGGCAGUGAAAAGGUUUGAGAGGGUUGAUGGGAUCGGUAGUCUGCGUAAUCCUUUUACUACGGAGUUUGCAACUAUGGUGGGUUGUUUGCGGCACAAGAAUCUGAUCCAGCUUCAUGGGUGGUGCUGUGAGGGUAAUGAGUUGGUCCUGGUGUACGAGUACAUGCCCAACGGAAGCCUCAACAAAGUUCUUCACAAAAGCUUCAAUUCAGCAGUUGUUCUGUCCUGGAAGCAAAGACUUAAUAUAGUUCUUGGAGUCGCUUCUGCUCUUGCAUAUCUUCACGAGGAGUGUGAGAGGCAAAUAAUUCACAGAGAUGUCAAAACUUGCAACAUAAUGCUCGAUGCAGAUUUUAACGCCAAACUAGGGGAUUUUGGUCUAGCAGAAGUGUAUGAGCAUAGUUCAAUCAUUGCAAGAGAAGCAACUAUACCAGCUGGUACAAUGGGAUAUCUUGCUCCGGAAUACGUUUAUUCAGGUGUUCCAACUGUUAAAACUGAUGUUUACAGCUUUGGUGUGGUGGUGUUAGAGGUGGCAACGGGAAGAAAGCCGGUGGAGGAUGAUGGAACAGUGGUUGUUGAUUGGGUUUGGAGCAUGUGGGAAAAGGGGAAACUGAUUGAAGCUGCUGAUCUGAGGUUGAUGGGGAACUUUGAUAUGGUAGAGAUGGAGAGGAUGCUGAUGACUGGACUUGCUUGUGUGCACCCAAACCAUGUGAAGAGGCCAACGGUGAAGGAAGCUGCAAGGAUUCUUAAAGGCGAAACGCCUCUUCCUCUGCUGCCACCAAGAAAACCAAGGGAAAUGAACCUUGUGGUUCAUCCUUGUACCAGGAAGAAACAUGGAGGCCAACUCUACGGCCCUUGGAAAGUCUUCAUACUACUUCAAGUCCGGCCUUGUCAAUUCUUCCCAAGCUUAUGAUGCAACUGGCCUUACUGUGAACCGAAAUGAAAUUAAGAAAUGAAAAACUAUUGCAAUGAGAAAUUAAGCUUAUUUUUCUUUGUUAGUGCUAGACUUUUGUAUAAUAUUUUAUAUUCUGUAAGGAAGAAGAAUUUGGAAUUGGAAUUUUAGCUUUUGGCUUUUGGA